Molecule: messenger RNA, 504 nt
Organism: Perkinsus marinus ATCC 50983
Lineage: Eukaryota; Perkinsozoa; Perkinsida; Perkinsidae
Product: DEAD box ATP-dependent RNA helicase, putative
Exons: 5
Biological process (GO): maturation of LSU-rRNA from tricistronic rRNA transcript (SSU-rRNA, 5.8S rRNA, LSU-rRNA)
Cellular component (GO): nucleolus
Source: RefSeq, a predicted model, not a curated record
GAUGCGGCUAUUUCGACAGCCUCUGGGUUGGUCCAGGGAUAUGUUGUGGUUGGUGGGGACGAUCGUCUGCGACUUCUGUUCACAUUCCUAAAGAAGAACCAAAAAAAGAAGGUAAUGGUUUUCUUCUCCUCGUGCAACUCGGUGAAGUUCCAUGACGAGCUCCUCAACUACAUCGACAUACCUGUUAUAUCCAUCCACGGUCAGAAGAAGCAGUCGGCUCGCAUGACCAACUUCUAUCGAUUCUGCCAAAUGGAGUCGGGUAUACUACUGUGUACGGAUGUAGCUGCAAGAGGUUUGGAUAUUCCUAAAGUUGAUUGGAUUGUUCAGUACGAUCCUCCAGAUGAUCCGAAAGAAUACAUUCAUCGUGUUGGGCGUACUGCUCGUGGCGCCGAGGGUACUGGUAAGGCCCUCCUCUUCCUCAUGCCAGAGGAGCUAGGUUUCCUGAGGUACCUUCGAAAAUCGGGCGUGACGACCCUCAACGAGUAUGUGUUCCCACCAGCUAAA